AUGUCUCGUAUGAUAACGGCUCAGAAGCGGCUUGUAACUCUUCAUGUCAAUAAACUAACGCACAUCGUCUCUAAGAUCAGGGAAGAGAGCCUACAUGAGGAACCAAUAGGUAGCAGUCUGACGGGAAUUUCAUUAGGUGAUGUAGUAGCUCAUCUACACGAAACCAUUACUGCUAUAACGUUUGCUUCAUCCAAGGUAGAGGCCUCAUGGAAAGAAUUUGCGUCCAUAUCCGGUUCAGGCCCAAAAGAGGAAGAAGAGACUAGCGACUAUGAAGCCUACACGACAAAGGCUGAGUCUGCGUUAGCCGAUGCCUAA
Messenger RNA from Haemonchus placei, 315 nucleotides. NCBI's taxonomy places the organism in Eukaryota, Metazoa, Nematoda, Chromadorea, Rhabditida, Trichostrongylidae. The record is from the annotation of a GenBank genome assembly.